This is a messenger RNA of Callithrix jacchus (white-tufted-ear marmoset), 1981 nucleotides long. RefSeq names its product aurora kinase A and ninein interacting protein (gene AUNIP). Gene Ontology annotation, biological process: spindle organization. The record is from RefSeq and is a predicted model, not a curated record. Gene Ontology annotation, cellular component: centrosome; spindle pole. NCBI's taxonomy places the organism in Eukaryota, Metazoa, Chordata, Mammalia, Primates, Cebidae.
GGACUGAAUGCCUCUUGACCCCAAAUUUUAACUUCUUCAAAAUCCUCUUCCAUGUGGCCUCGUAGUUAACGCUUACAUUUAAAAAAAAAUUACCUAAGUAGUUCGUACCCUCGAGUGUCUGUAACCAUUUAGGUAAAGGACCCCCGGUGUGGGGUCGGCGGGCCUGAUCUCCGCUCCGCAGCUUCCUUCUUGGGGUGAUUGCGAAGAUUCAGGGAUGACACAAGCAAAGCCCUAAACCCGGGGUAGUUAUUAUAUUUACUGUAAGAAAUUUUCAAUGCAGCAAAAAGAAAAUGCAAAUUUCUGAGGCUGUUGAGAACCGUUCACAUAGCAGCUUCCGGAAUCCGGUCUUGAAUGAGCAGAUCAGAAAGAACACGCACUCCUUGGCGCAGGGAAAGACACAGCAGCUUCCGGAAUCCGGUCUUGAAUGAGCAGAUCAGAAAUAACACCCACUCCUUGGCGCAGGGAAAGACACAGCACGCACUCUAGGACCCGAGGCAGAAGUUAGCGGUGGGCGGGGCAAAGAGAAGGGGGCGGGACCUUUCCGGGGCCGGGCUAGCGACCUGGACGGCAGCGGCGUAGUCCCGCCCCCAGCGUUGGCGCGAGAUCCGAACGUCGCCGGCAGCGAUUCUGUGGUUCCCUGAGGCGUCGGGAUCCCGCGCUGGUAUCUUGCUGGCUUACUCUCCUCGGCGACCAUGAGGCGGACAGGCCCCGAAGAGGAGGCCUGCGGUGUCUGGCUGGACGCGGCGGCGUUGAAGAGGCGGAAAGUGCAGACACAUUUAAUUGAACCAGGCACCAAAAUGUUAACACUCCUUCCUGAAGAAAGACAGACUAAGGUUUCUUUUAAUCAAAGCAGAGCUCCAUCUACAGGCAUUUGCCAGAGAAGCAUUGCUUCCUUCUUCACCUUGCAGCCAGGAAAGACAAAUGGUAGUGACCAGAAGAAUGUUUCAUCUCAUACAGAAAGUCAAAUCUCGUACAGAAAGUUCAUCUCAUACAGAAAGUCAAAUGGACAGAAAGAGUCCAAGAAAAAUGCUACCCAGCUGGACUGUCUGAUCCCAGGCUUAGCACAUGAUUGCAUGGCAUCCCCGUUAGCCACUUCGACCACCGCAGACAUCCAGGAAGCUGGACUUUCUCCUCAGUCCCUCCAGACUUCUGGCCACCACAGAAUGAAAACCCCAUUUUUGACUGAGCUGUCUUUGCUCCAGCCUGAUACUCUAGACUGUGCUGGAGAGAGUAAUGCCCCACUGGCUUUAUCCUUCACUGAGGACUUGGAAAGUUCUUGUUUGCUGGACCAAAAGGAAGAAAAAGGGGAUUCUGCCACGAAAAGGGAAUGGCUUCAUAGAUCUAAGAAAAACUAUCAGGGUAUGGAGAAACAUACCAAACUAUCUGAGGAAAAAUGCUGUCAGCCCUUAGGCAAGACUAAAUUGGAAAGGAAGGUGUCUGCCACAGAAAACAGGCAGGCCCCUGUCCUCCUUCAAACCUACAGGGAAUCCUGGAAUGGAGAAAACAUAGAAUUAGUGAAACAAAGCCCUUGUCCUAUUUCUCUGUUUUCCUGGGAUAAUGAAACGAAUGACAAGGACUCCUGGAGUCAACUUUUCACUGAAGAUUCUCAAGGCCAGCGGGUCAUUGCCCACAACACUAGAGCUCCUUUUCAAGAUGUAACCAAUAACUGGAAUCAGGACUUAGGGCCAUUUCCUAACAGUCCUUGGGCUCAGUGCCAGGAGGAUGGGCCAACUCAAAAUCUGAAGCCUGAUUUGCUCUUUACCCAGGACUCUGAAGGUAAUCAAGUUAUCAGGCACCAAUUCUAAAUGUUUUUAUGAAGCUUUGUUUCUAAAAGUACCCUGAAAUGACAGAGAUGUAGGAAACUAUAGUUGUGGGUGGAGAGAGGAGUGAGUUUGUUUAGUUGGGAAGGUGGCAUGGGAUAAAGUUGUCAUUACUGAGCAUCUUCUGUGUAAGUAAAGCAGGCAGUACCAUUGUUAAGACA